Saccostrea echinata is the source of this 4467-nucleotide messenger RNA. RefSeq names its product guanine nucleotide-binding protein subunit alpha-12-like. Lineage: Eukaryota; Metazoa; Mollusca; Bivalvia; Ostreida; Ostreidae. Gene Ontology annotation, cellular component: heterotrimeric G-protein complex; brush border membrane. The transcript is spliced from 3 exons. Bases 31 to 1113 code for a protein of 360 amino acids. Gene Ontology annotation, biological process: adenylate cyclase-modulating G protein-coupled receptor signaling pathway; Rho protein signal transduction. Gene Ontology annotation, molecular function: D5 dopamine receptor binding; GTPase activity; G-protein beta/gamma-subunit complex binding. The record is from RefSeq and is a predicted model, not a curated record.
UUGACGUCAUGGGUGUGUUAUGAGGGCAAAAUGGCCGACAUUGUCAUGUCUUGUUGUAUGUCGGAUCAGGAAAAAGAACAGAAGAGUCGAAGUAAAGAUAUAGACAGACUCAUCGCCAAGGAAAAGGCACAAUUUAGACGGACAAUUAAAAUUCUUUUGCUCGGUGCAGGUGAGAGUGGUAAAAGUACAUUCUUAAAGCAAAUGAGAAUCAUUCAUGGGCAGGACUUUGAUGAAGAGUCUAUCAAGGAAUUCAAAAGUGUGAUAUACGGUAACGCAGUAAAAGGUCUGAGAGUUCUAAUAGACGCCCGGGAAAAACUAGGAAUACCCUGGGGUGACGAAGAAAAUGCCAAGCAUGGGGCCUUCGUUUUUAGCUACAACACUUCCACAAAACUGGACGAGACAUCGUUUUUGCAGUAUGUAGAACCGAUGAGAAGUCUUUGGCAGGAUAAGGGUAUUCAAGCUGCGUAUGAUAGAAGAAGGGAAUUCCAAUUGGGAGAUUCACUGAAGUACUUCCUGGAUGACUUGAAUCGAGUUGGACAACCAGGCUAUGUGCCAACAAAACUUGAUAUUCUCCAUGCUAGAAAGGCUACUAAAGGCAUCAUUGAGCACACCAUUGAUAUCAGUGGGGUACCAUUUCUGUUUGUGGAUGUUGGAGGUCAAAGGUCACAAAGACAAAAAUGGUUUCAAUGCUUCGAGAGCAUUACUUCAAUUCUUUUCCUGGCCUCCUCCAGUGAAUUUGAUCAAGUGCUUUUAGAGGACAGGAAAACAAAUCGUCUUCAGGAGUCGUGUGACAUCUUUGAAACAAUUAUAAACAAUAAAACUUUUUGCAGUGUGUCAAUAAUUCUCUUUCUGAACAAAUUCGACCUUUUAAAAGAGAAAAUCAAGCAUGUCAGCAUAAAAGACUACUUCCCCGAUUUUCCAGGUGACCCUCAUAAUCUCGAACAUGUACAGAACUUUCUGUUAACAAUGUUCGAUGAGAAGCGAAAAGAUCGGAGUAAACCUCUGUUUCAUCAUUUCACAACUGCCAUAGACACUGAGAAUGUGAAAUUUGUCUUUCAGGCUGUGAAGGACACGAUUCUACAAGAAAACCUCAAGUCUCUCAUGUUACAGUGAGGGUGGUUCUACCUACAAGUGUUGUGAAAUAAGCAAAUCAAAACAAAUGAGUAUAGAUUGCCCGUAUAUCUUACAGGGGAGCCACCUGUCAGUGACUCGGUCACCUAACAUGAGUGAGGGGCUGUCAGAAAUACAGAGAUCCUCAUUAGGGGGACUUGCUUGAUAUAGCUUCAUGUGGCAAGUAUGUGUCAUGUGCAAAAUAUGUGAGCAGUGUACGAAAGCGAGAGGUAUCACCUUAAAUGAUACAGAAUUCUGCAUAUAUCUUUUUCUAGUCCAUCAUUAAGGGAGUGAUAAUUGCUCUGUCAAUAUGCAUGUUGUACAUGUAGUGUGGUGAUUUUGUGUAAUGGUGUUGAGCCUUCUGUCAUUUCACAUUUGUAAAAUGCACUAUUUGUGUAUAUUCAAAAUAAUAUUGACUAUAAGAAGUUACAUUACACACACAUUCACACUGUGUAUUGACACUUUUUUUCCAGGAAAUUUUAUUCUUUCACUUCAGAAGUGUACAUUAGUUGUUUUUUUUUUUUUUUCAGAAACACUUUAAUUAUGUAUUAUCUAUAACCAGCAUAAAAAAGUCAGGCAAGGAUGCAUGUCAAUCUGUUAUCAGCCAUUUUAUUCACUUCAAGGUCACAUAGAUUUGUUUUUUUCCUGUAAGAUUUGAAUAGUUAUGUAUCGUUUAUCUUCAGAAGUUCAGAGUCACUGAAUGUUUGUGUUAUCUACCAGUGACGAUAAUUCUGGGCUCACGUUAUGUAGUAGUUUCAUUUUGACCAAAUUGUUGAGAUUAUGUUGGCACAAAUCACAUGACAGGAAGAUGUAAUUUUUUUUAAUUUAUUUUACCCACUUAUUGGCAGUCCAGUAAUAUCAUUGUAUUCACUUUGACCCAGUCAAAUUUAAGUAUUUUCAAAAACAUGUAUUUUCAUUAAAAUAAUGUUAUGUUUACAAUUGCUUUCUAUUGUUUGAUUUUUUAAACAUGUUGAAAAGCACAUUCAGGUGCUUUUAAAACUUUGUAAUGUAAUAACAAGGAAAAAAUUUUAUGUAUGAAGACAUUUACACAGUGAUUUACUUGUAUAGGUUGUAGUGAUUUAUCAAAUGAAAACUGUGGUACAUUUCCUGUAUAAUUAUAACAUUCCUGGCUGACUACUUGGGCUAGGUUUGUGUCCGUGCUUUAUGUAUUUACAGUUUGUAGUAAACACUUGAUCCGUCAGCGAGAUCUUUGAAAUUCAAUACUUUUUCUAAAGACUUCCUGUAGAAUACUUGUUAUCACUUCCUCUAAAAACAGACUUAUUUAGAUGACUGAAUCGUUUUUGUGUGAUGGCUAUAAGUACUGAAGACUUGUCCGUUUUUAUUCAUCAUAUUAAGUAUUUGAUGAGGACUUCCUUGUUCAGUUUAAGGGGCAUACCGAAAUUCAAUCUUACUUUAUAACCUGAAAAAAUAACUUUUAAGUAUGUAUCACUUUCAUAGCUUGAAUGUUUACAAGUUUCAUCUUUUUUGUCUAUCUGUGAAAGAACUUUAAAUGUUGUUACAAAUGUUGAAAUAAGUGUGUGCAGACCAUUUUUAAUACAUCACUUAGUAAGUGGAGUCAAUUGUUUGAAAGAUGUACACGUUUAGUUAUAACCAAUUUCAGGAUUAUCUUAGCUAAGAGAGAGGGAGAGCAAGAGAGAAGCAAAGAGAGUAAUCCAUUUCAGUAUAUUACAUAUAUUCAGAAAUUUUAAAGCUGUGUUAAUGUGAAUCACUGAAUUUUAAUAUAUAAAGAAUAGUAAAAGACCAUCACUUGUAGUAGGACUGUUGCUGAUUUUCAAAUGACUGUUGGUCGUUAAGUAGAAAUAUACGAAUGUUCAUCAAGUGCCUCAAUGCAUUCUGUAGUUUUUAUCCUAAGAAAUAAUUCAUAUUACAUCUUACAAUGUUGACAUGUGUAAUAAUUAUAAAAGUUUUCCUAAAUGUUUUGAAGUUUAAAAAGGUGAAUGCAAUAUUAUGGAUGUGUACUGGUAUAGAGGUCAUAAACAACUGUUGUAAUAAAUCGACAACAGAGAAAAGUAUGGCAAGAAGGAAAACGUUAUGAUGUGUAAAUGUAUUUCCUAAUGAGGAGCUGUAAGUUUGUUUCUAAGUAAGGGGCUUUACUGUUACAAAGCAUGAAUGAAUACUUCAUUUUCCCUGUGUUGCAAUAUUUUUAUACCUGUUCUCUGAUCAUUUUUUAUAGUUUUCACACUCAGUAUUUUAAAAUAGUCAUAUACUUCAUUAUUUUAUUUUUUAUUCUUUGGGGAAAUGGUUCAGUAUUUAAUCCUCUGCUGACUUCAGUGUAUGAAUUAUGCUUCAACUUCACUAUUUUUCUGUUAACAUUUUUAUGAAGCAAAGACUAGUUUAUUGUUCUUAUAUAUACAUUGCGUAGUUAUUAGCAAAUCUUGAUCCAGACUUUGCUCAAUAAUUUUCUAUUUUAUUACUGUACAAUCAGCAUAAACUUCCUUGGUGCAUUCGCUAGUGUCUUAAAGAAAGACAACUCCAGUUUUAACUUUAUUUCACAAACAUGUUUAUUUUCUUUGUAUUCCUUUGCAUGUUGUGUAAAAGUUAUGCCUUUCAUCAUAUAUUUUUUUCAUCCCACCAGAGAUAAAAUAAGAAAUCAGAAACAUUAAUUGCCAAAAUUCUCCUCAUUCUUUUAUCUAAGCCAAAUCAAUUGACCAAGAAUUUGUUAAUACAUAAUAUAUUUUCAUGUAUUUUGUUGGCGGGUAAUUUUAUAACUUAUCAUCUUUUGAAUCUGGUUUGAUUUUUAUUUACCUUUACAAUUUAUGUUUGGCCAACUUUAUUAAUGCAAGGUAAUUUUGAAUGAAAGAAUUCUACAAUUGCAGUAGUAUUAUAUAUGUCAUGUAAUUCAGAUUAUGUACAGUUGAACUUCAGUAUCUCGAACAUCGGUAUCUCGAAUACUUUGGAUAUGUCGAAGUGAGUUAGAAGUCCCAACUACUAUUUCUCUAUGGAUUUUAACCUCGAUAUGUCAAAUCCUUGGAUAUCUAGAAGUUUUUUCUCUCUCCCAUUGAGUUCGAGAUAACAAUGUUUGACUGUAUACAUUUUAUUGAAGCUUAUCUGCAAAUUCCUAUAAAAUAUAAAUUUUUGUCCUUUUUUCAUCUUGCACUGCUAGAGAUAUCUUUUCUAAUGGCAUUAACAGAAAAAAAGUCAAACCAGAGACAAUAUAACAGAGAAUUAUCUGUAGACACAAAUGUUAAGGCACUGGUUACUGGAUAUUGUCUGUUACGUGUGUAGCCUGAAAACAUCUGUAUGAUGCCCAGGCAGGAAUAAGAAUCAUUUAUCUACAUGUAAACAAUUACCUUAACGACAUAUAUAGAAAUUUUAGAUUAAAAUCUAUCUAUACUA